GCUGUGAGUGGAAAUUGUUAACGUUGAAUAGAGCAAAAGGAAGGAAGAGAGCUGGUUGGCCGUGCAUGCUCCGUAGUACAUCUCUUAUCUGAGAAUGCCACCUGCUCUGCUUUCUCCGAGCCUCAUCUCUAAACCUGUCACGAAGACCCGCCUGCACAUUUUCCCAUUUCCCACAAAACAUCCUUCUAACUUUCCUCGUCAUCUUCCACGGAUGUCCACUAAAUCAAAUUCCUACCCUCAGACUCAAAACGGCACUUCCUCACUCUCUUCCCUUGCUCCUCUGGAGGCUAUACUAUUUGAUAUUGAUGGAACAUUGUGUGAUUCAGAUCCUCUGCAUUACGAUGCCUUCCGUGAAAUGCUGCAACAGGUUGGUUUCAAUGGGGGAGAACCCAUAUCUGAGGAAUUCUUCAGUCAAAAUAUUAGUGGCGGGCAUAACGACGAACUCUGUCAUGUCCUCCUUCCAGACUGGCAGUUUGAGAAAGCCAUGAAAUUUAUGGAUGAUAAGGAGGCGAUCUUCCGGAGAUUAGCAAAAGAGAAACUACAACCUGUAAAUGGUCUGAACAAGUUGUGCAAAUGGAUUGAAGAGCGUGGCUUGCAACGAGCUGCAGUAACUAAUGCUCCAAGACCAAAUGCUGAGCUCAUCGUCUCAAUUCUGGGCCUUGAAGAUUUCUUCAAGACAGUAAUAAUUGGUGGUGAAUGUGAGAGAGCCAAACCAUUCCCUGAUCCCUACCUGAAGGGUCUCCAUUUACUCGAAGCAUCCCCUAAGCACGCAUUUGCGUUUGAGGACUCCGUUUCUGGAAUAAAAGCUGGGGUUGCAGCUGGGAUUCCAGUGGUGGGUUUAGCUACGAGGAACCCUGAAAAUUUACUGGCAGAAGCUGGUGCAAGCCUUGUCAUCAAGGAUUUCAAUGACCCCAAAUUGUGGGCUGUUUUGGAAGAGCUAGAUAACAUGGCAGAUAUAAAAACAGGUACUACUUAGAGAGGUAAUAAUAGCUCAUAUUAAUUUAUUGUGAGAUGUGGGAUAUUUGGUAGUUACCAUUAUAUAUCAAAUAAAGUAUUUACAAGUAUGUAUUGUUGAAAUAAUUCUUGAAUACCUUCCAUUGACGUAGUAUCAACUCUGUCAUGACCUAUAUAUUUUGUCAACAUUAGAUGACAGCACAUUGAGAUUUCACUCUUAUGGCAGUUUCAACUGCUUUCAAUUUUACCUAUCAAAAUUGU
Molecule: messenger RNA, 1215 nt
Organism: Diospyros lotus (date-plum)
Lineage: Eukaryota; Viridiplantae; Streptophyta; Magnoliopsida; Ericales; Ebenaceae
Product: haloacid dehalogenase-like hydrolase domain-containing protein Sgpp
Exons: 5
Coding region: 95-976 (293 amino acids)
Source: RefSeq, a predicted model, not a curated record